Molecule: messenger RNA, 2215 nt
Organism: Chlorocebus sabaeus (green monkey)
Lineage: Eukaryota; Metazoa; Chordata; Mammalia; Primates; Cercopithecidae
Source: RefSeq, a predicted model, not a curated record
CGCGCCGGCAGGCUGCCCAGGCAGCCGCCCCCGCCCCCUCGGCGUCCCGCUCCCGCCCCCGGCUUCGCCUCCCGCUGCCGCCGCUGCUGCCGCCGCCGCAGCCGCUUUCCGCGGCCUGGGCCUCCCGCAGUCAGCAUGCCACACGCCUUCAAGCCUGGGGACUUGGUGUUCGCUAAGAUGAAGGGCUACCCUCACUGGCCGGCCCGGAUCGAUGACAUUGCUGACGGCGCCGUGAAGCCCCCACCCAACAAGUACCCCAUCUUUUUCUUUGGCACGCACGAAACAGCCUUCCUGGGACCCAAGGACCUGUUCCCCUAUGACAAAUGUAAAGACAAGUACGGGAAACCCAACAAGAGGAAAGGCUUCAAUGAAGGGCUGUGGGAGAUCCAGAACAACCCCCACGCCAGCUACAGCGCCCCUCCGCCGGUGAGCUCUUCCGACAGCGAGGCCCCCGAGGCCAACCCCGCUGGCGGCAGUGAGGCUGACGAGGACGACGAGGACCGGGGAGUCAUGGCCGUCACAGCAGUGACUGCCACAGCUGCCAGCGACAGGAUGGAGAGCGACUCGGACUCAGACAAGAGUAGCGACAACAGUGGCCUGAAGAGGAAGACGCCUGCGCUAAAGAUGUCAGUCUCGAAGCAGGCGAAGGCCUCCAGCGGCCUGGAUCAGGCCAAUAAGGCGCCGUCAGCCUCCGACUCUGACUCCAAGGCAGAUUCGGACGGGGCCAAGCCUGAGCCGGUGGCCGUGGCGCGGUCGGCGACCUCCUCCUCGUCUUCCUCCUCCUCCUCCGACUCCGACGUGUCUGUGAAGAAGCCUCCGAGGGGCAGGAAGCCAGCCGAGAAGCCUCCCCCGAAGCCGCGAGGGCGGAAACCGAAGCCUGAACGGCCUCCGUCCAGCUCCAGCAGUGACAGUGACAGCGACGAGGUGGACCGCAUCAGUGAGUGGAAGCGGCGGGACGAGGCGCGGAGGCGCGAGCUGGAGGCCCGGCGGCGGCGCGAGCAGGAGGAGGAGCUGCGGCGCCUGCGGGAGCAGGAGAAGGAGGAGAAGGAGCGGAGGCGCGAGCGGGCCGAGCGCGGGGAGGCUGAGCGGGGCAGCGGCGGCAGCAGCGGGGAGGAGCUCAGGGAGGACGAUGAGCCCGUCAAGAAGCGAGGACGGAAGGGCCGGGGCCGGGGUCCCCCGUCCUCCUCUGACUCUGAGCCCGAGGCCGAGCUGGAGAGAGAGGCCAAGAAAUCAGCGAAGAAGCUGCAGUCCCCAAGCACAGAGCCCGCCAGGAAACCCGGCCAGAAGGAGAAGAGAGCGCGGCCCGAGGAGAAGCCACAAGCCAAGCCCGUGAAGGUGGAGCGGACCCGGAAGCGGUCCGAGGGCUUCUCGGUGGACAGGAAGGUAGAGAAGAAGAAAGAGCCCUCCGUGGAGGAGAAGCUGCAGAAGCUGCACAGUGAGAUCAAGUUUGCUCUCAAGGUCGACAGCCCGGACGUGAAGAGGUGCCUGAAUGCCCUAGAGGAGCUGGGCACCCUGCAGGUGACCUCUCAGAUCCUCCAGAAGAACACAGACGUGGUGGCCACCUUGAAGAAGAUUCGCCGUUACAAAGCGAACAAGGACGUGAUGGAGAAGGCGGCAGAAGUCUACACCCGGCUGAAGUCACGGGUCCUCGGCCCAAAGAUCGAGGCGGUGCAGAAAGCGAACAAGGCUGGGACGGAGAAGGAGAAGGCCGAGGAGAAGCUGGCCGGGGAGGAGCUGGCUGGGGAGGAGGCCCCCCAGGAGAAGGCGGAAGACAAGCCCAGCACCGAUCUCUCAGCCCCGGUGAAUGGCGAGGCCACGUCGCAGAAGGGGGAGAGCGCGGAGGACAAGGAGCACGAGGAGGGUCGGGACUCGGAGGAGGGGCUGAGGUGUGGUUCCUCUGAAGACCUGCACGACAGCCUACGGGAGGGUCCCGACCUGGACAGGCCUGGGAGCGACCGGCAGGAGCGCGAGAGGGCACGGGGGGACUCGGAGGCCGUGGACGAGGAGAGCUGAGCCGUGGGCAACCAGGCCCCGCCCCCGCCCGAGCUCAGGCUGCCCCUCUCCUUCCCCGGCUCACGGGAGAGCAGAGUGGAGAACUGUGGGGAACGCCGUGCUGUUUGUAUUUGUUCCCUUGGGUUUUUUUUUUCUGCCUAAUUUCUGUGAUUUCCAACCACCAUGAAAUGACUAUAAAGGGUUUUUUAAUGAAAAAAGAAAU